This is a messenger RNA of Symbiodinium natans, 443 nucleotides long. NCBI's taxonomy places the organism in Eukaryota, Dinophyceae, Suessiales, Symbiodiniaceae. The record is from the annotation of a GenBank genome assembly.
GCUAUCACAGGGGUGAUGUCGUGUACGCCACCGUCGGGGAGAAGUCGCCGGUUCUGCCCGACCUGUCCGUGACACAGGGGCACGCAUUUGUCGAACCCAGCGUUCUGCCUACGCGCUAUUCCGCCAACUGUUCGGGCACCGGUUUUGCCUUCGACGUGUUGACCGGUCUGGCGACAUGGGAAGGCCACCAGAUCUUCCAGCUGGAUAUUGUCAACGGGGACUUUCAGCUCAACCCAGAAGAGUCCCUGACCAGGAGUUUGGAUCACACUGGAGACAGCGCAACCCGGCGGAGCAUUGGGCCCCUUGCGUGCACGAUCUUCAAGCACUUCGAGUAUCCGCCUCUGGGACGCGGAAUCGCCCUCCACCACCAACUGCAGAUCGAACUGAGGGACCACACCUGCUGGGCCAAGAAGGUCCAAAGCUUCGCCAGUCGCACCGACAAG